Macrosteles quadrilineatus (aster leafhopper) is the source of this 2018-nucleotide messenger RNA. Its product is annotated as pre-mRNA-splicing factor CWC25 homolog. The record is from RefSeq and is a predicted model, not a curated record. Bases 100 to 1869 code for a protein of 589 amino acids. Gene Ontology annotation, biological process: mRNA splicing, via spliceosome. The transcript has 6 exons. Lineage: Eukaryota; Metazoa; Arthropoda; Insecta; Hemiptera; Cicadellidae. Gene Ontology annotation, cellular component: U2-type spliceosomal complex.
UACAGUUUUGGGGUUAACUUAUAACACAUUAAAAAUCUUCAUUUAUUGUAACUGUUAAAAAUUUGACAACUGGGAACUGGCGUUAUAAAAAACCUCAGAAUGGCUGAAGCAGCAGAGAAAACAGAAGACAAGAAGUUGGAUUGGAUGUACAGAGAUGCAUCUCAAAUUGUUGACAGAGAAGAAUAUUUACUUGGAAGAAAAGUUGAUAAACAGUUUGAAGCCAGUGUGUUACCUCCAGAUAGGGAGCAAGAAUGUCUACCCCCAUCAAUUUUCUCUUGUGGUGCAAGAGAAAGCCAAGUUGAUAUUGCCCGAAAGCUCCAAGAAGAUCCAUUAUAUCUCAUAAAGAAAAAAGAAAUAGAAUUCAGAGAACAACUUAUGAAAAACCCAAGGAAAAUGAAGCAACUUCAGGAGAUGAUAGCAUUGCAGCAAGCCAAAGCUGAGAAGCUUAAAAGAAAAACUAUAAAGAAACAGAAAAAGAAGGAAUUAGAUACACUUUUACUAAAAAAGUGUCAUAAAUUAUUUGGCGGGGAUGGUACUAAAAGACUGGCAAUGUUAGACAAUAGUAACAGUGACUCCACCACCAGCAGUAGUAGCAGUAACAGUAGUGUUUCAACAAAAAGAAAAAAGAAAAAGGAAAGAAAAAACCUUGAUAAGAUACUGGCUUUGAAAUUGAAAAAAGUUAAAGGGAAUUUAGAUGUGAAGCACAUUGCAGAAAUGGACUCGAGUAGCGAAAGUAGUAGCGAAGAUGAAAAUAAUACUAAAUCAAAAAGGGAAAAAGAAAAGUCUUUCCAAACUUCCAAGCAUAAGAGGCAAAAUCGGGAAAUAAAGAAAAGUGUUAAAACCAAAAGCAAAAGGGAUAGAAACAAUAGCAAUAGCAGUGAAGAUGAAAGCAAAGAAAGGAAGAGGUAUAAGAAAAAAGGUAAAAACGACAAUCAUAAUUUACCUAAAAGAUAUGCAGAAAGUAAGAGAGGGAAUAAAAACAAUGAAGCUACCGAUAGUGAAUCCUCAAGCGAAGAUACAGAUAAUACUUGUGAAAAAGGACGAUUGAAGAGGUACCCUGAGAAAAAGUCUUGCCACAGAAAAAGGUAUGAAGUGGAUAGUAAGCAAAUACAUGAACGAAACAUAUCUGAAAAAAGAUACAGGAGGGAUGGAGAGGGAACCACACUUAAGCAAAAGAGUAUUAAAAGUAACAAAGACCAACCUCAAAAAGAAAACAAAAAUUCUAAGAAAAGAAAAAAAUCCUCAAGAUCAUCAUCUGAGAGUAGUAGUUGCAGCAGCAGCAGCAAAAAUGAAGAAUCACAUAAACCUCAUAAAAAACAUGUUAAGGGUCAGCCAGCCCAAGUAAGCUCAUCUGAAAGUAGUUCUGAGUCAACAGAAAGCAGGAAAAAAUCUACCAAAGGCAAACAGAGCCAUAGAAGAGAUAGUUCAAAUACUCCUUCUGAAAGCUCUUCUGAUGAAAUAAAACGACCACCAAAGAAACAAUAUGGACUUGUGUUACCAGCGAACUAUGUUCCAAAACAAAAACCAAAAGAUGACAAGAAACCAGCAUUGAAGAAAGAAGAAGAAUCAAACAAGCCAAUAAAAAAAGAAGAAAAAGUGAAACUAACAGCUGAAGAAAAAGAAAGAAAGUUGAAAGAAAUGAUGGACAAUGCAAAAUGGAGAGAUGAGCAGCGAGAUAGAAAUAUCAAAGCAUUCAGAGAAAAAGAGAAGGCUGAAAAAGACGAUUAUGUCUACAAUGAAAAUUUUCUAAGAAAGCAAAUGGCGAUCGCCGUCUCCCAAGGCACAGUCGAGUCUCGAGUCAAAGCCAACAUCAACACUAUACAGAGAAGUGGAGCCUCUAUGAGUGAACACUUUGCCAGGAGAAAGUAACUUCUACAUUUAUAGUUCUUUGAAAACAGUCAUUUGAGUGAAGUAGCCUAGUGAUUUUGCAUCACAAGUGAUAUUUUUGACAGUCAAUAGUGCUUGUGAUUUUUAGACAAAAGUAUGAUUUUUUAAAUGUAUAUUUUGUAAAUAUAUAU